This is a messenger RNA of Ailuropoda melanoleuca (giant panda), 1853 nucleotides long. RefSeq names its product protoporphyrinogen oxidase (gene PPOX). NCBI's taxonomy places the organism in Eukaryota, Metazoa, Chordata, Mammalia, Carnivora, Ursidae. The record is from RefSeq and is a predicted model, not a curated record. Gene Ontology annotation, biological process: heme biosynthetic process. Gene Ontology annotation, molecular function: protoporphyrinogen oxidase activity, oxygen as acceptor. The transcript has 13 exons. Gene Ontology annotation, cellular component: mitochondrial inner membrane. The coding region runs from base 276 to 1778 and encodes 500 amino acids.
GACGCCGGGUAGAAGGGCCCGAAGGGGGCGGGCGGAGCGGGGGCUCUGAGCCGCGGGCCUGGGGGGCCCCGUGGCGUCCCGAGCCCUGCGCGGGCAGAUAGCGAGGGCGGGGCGCUUAUCCGCCUCCCCGUUGAGCGCCAGCCGGAGGGCCCGGAGACCUCUCCCUCCGGUUCCCUCGGCCCCCUCGUGGGUGAGUCCUGGGCCCUCGGCGGGGACCUCACUGGCCCGAACUCGUCCGCCGGCUCUGCCAUAGUUUCCCCAGAAGCAGCUUCCCAAUGGGCCGGACCGUGGUCGUGCUGGGCGGUGGCAUCAGCGGCUUGGCCGCCAGUUACCACCUGAGCCGGGCCCCCUGUCCCCCCAAGACCCUUUACCCUGCGACAAUAGGCCGUGCAGCGUGUCUCCCUCCUGUCCCCAGGUGGUCCUGGUGGAGGGCAGCGAGCGUCUGGGAGGCUGGAUCCGCUCGGUCCGAGGGCCAGGUGGCGCUAUCUUUGAACUUGGACCUCGAGGAAUUCGGCCGGCCGGAGCCCUGGGAGCCCGGACGCUGCUCCUGGAUGUAUGGAGAGCAGGUUUCUGAGCUUGGCUUGGACUCAGAAGUGUUGCCUGUCCGGGGAGACCACCCAGCUGCCCAGAACAGGUUCCUGUAUGUAGGUGGUGCCCUGCAUGCGCUGCCCUCUGGCCUCAGGGGGCUCUUCCGCCCUUCACCUCCCUUCUCCAAACCUCUGUUUUGGGCUGGGCUGAAGGAGUUGACCGCGCCCAGGGGCAAAGACCCUGAUGAGACUGUGCACAGUUUUGCCCAGCGCCGCCUUGGACCUGAGGUGGCGUCUCUAGCCAUGGACAGUCUCUGCCGAGGAGUGUUUGCAGGCAACAGCCGGGAGCUCAGCAUCAGGUCCUGCUUUCCCAGUCUUUUCCAAGCUGAGCAAACCCAUCGUUCCGUUUUACUGGGGCUGCUGCUGGGGGCAGGGCAGAGCCCACAGCCGGACUCAGCGCUCAUUCGCCGGGCCCGAGCUGAGCGUUGGAGCCAGUGGUCACUGCGUGGAGGGCUGGAAACGUUGCCCCAGGCCCUUAACACACACCUGACUAGUAGGGGUGUCAGUGUUCUCCGAGGCCAGCCUGUCUGCGGACUCAGCCUCCAGGCAGAAGGGCGCUGGAAGGUGUCUCUAGGGGACAGCAGUCUGGAGGCAGACCACGUGAUUAGCGCUGUUCCAGCUUCAGUGCUCAGCAGGCUGCUCCCCGCCCAGGCUGCACCCCUGGCUCGCGCCCUGAGCACCAUCCCUGCCGUGUCUGUGGCCGUGGUGAACCUCCAGUACCAAGCAGCGCGUCUGCCCGUGCAGGGAUUUGGACAUUUGGUGCCAUCCUCAGAAGACCCAGGCGUCCUGGGAAUUGUGUAUGACUCAGUUGCUUUUCCUGAGCAGGACGGGAGCCCCCCUGGCCUCCGAGUGACUGUGAUGCUGGGAGGGUCCUGGUUACAGACGCUGGAAGCCAGGGGCACUGUCUUAUCUCAGGAGCUGUUCCAACAGCAGGCACAGCAAGCAGCGGCCGCCCAGUUAGGACUAAAGGGGCCACCAAGUCACUGCUUGGUCCACCUUCACAAGAACUGCAUCCCCCAGUAUACACUGGGCCACUGGCAAAAACUGGAGGCAGCGACCCAGUUCCUGGCUUCUCAGAGGCUGCCCUUGACUCUGGCCGGAGCCUCCUAUGAGGGGGUUGCUGUCAAUGACUGUAUAGAGAGUGGACGCCAGGCAGCAGCCCGGGUCCUGGGCUCAGAGCCUAACAGCUGAUCCCCAAUUUCCACCUCCUCCUGGCCCUGCUGAUGGCACCUCUUUACCCACGAAAAUAAAAGUUGCUGGAGCUUG